Haemonchus placei is the source of this 936-nucleotide messenger RNA. Lineage: Eukaryota; Metazoa; Nematoda; Chromadorea; Rhabditida; Trichostrongylidae. The record is from the annotation of a GenBank genome assembly.
AUGUCAACACACACAUUCACUCGUUUCGUGAAAACAAUGGAGGGACAGUAUCAGGUAUUGCUGGGUCAUGCCUUGGCCAAGGAAUCCUUUGAGGACAACGUAUCGAGAAUGCUCCCAGUGAAAGAUCCAGUAAUCAUUCUUAACAAGGAAAAAGUCGGAGACUAUAACCCUAACAUCGAGAAUAAGACAUUAUCGUUGAUAUGUAAUUAUGUUCAAUGCCCAUCAACGGCGUCAAAUUGUACGACAACUGUGCGACCUUUCGGUCAUUGCUGUGAUGUGUGCGCUGGUUUGUUGACUUUUGCUUCGGAAACUCUCUCAGUGAAUAAGAUUUCCGGAUUGAUCUCAAAAGUGGUGAAGGAGAUUCACCUCGACGGGCUCGUUCUGCCUUCUGUUGAACGAAUUAAUGGAGAAGACGACAACGAUCCGAUUCCUCGUUUUCAGGUAGCAGUGUUCCAACAACAAACGUAUGACGACACCGUUUCACGGAUAUUCAUCAAGCAGCUUCACAACAAACUUAUGAAUUUCCAAACACAGAAUGGAUUGGAGUAUUUCCAUUACGAAUACGACUGGAGCUUACUUGAUCACUCCUACGCACCUGCAUCAAAAAUCGCUGGACUGGUAACCUUCUGCAUUGUCAUUUUGAUUGCGGCUGCAUUGUUCUGGAGAAAUGCUGAUGAAAGGGAACGAUUGCGAGCAUUUGUUUCUUCCAACGCUUCGUCCUCAUUUCGUGUGGUCUGGCACCCAGGUAAGGAAGAUGACGAUAUAGUGCAGUUGGUGAAUUCGAGCGAAGAUCUAAUAAGUGAAGAGGAAGAUCCUUUACCUACAUCUUUCUCUAACAUGAACCAUGAACCAAUGCCUCUCCAAAGUGGAGCCAUAACAACGGGGAGUCCCCAUGCUGAAGGACUAACUGCUAUGGAAAUGAAGAUGAUUGAAUAG